This is a messenger RNA of Acanthopagrus latus (yellowfin seabream), 1492 nucleotides long. It is a transcript of the gene spout1, whose product is annotated as SPOUT domain containing methyltransferase 1. Gene Ontology annotation, molecular function: miRNA binding. The record is from RefSeq and is a predicted model, not a curated record. Gene Ontology annotation, biological process: maintenance of centrosome location; miRNA processing. The coding region runs from base 109 to 1251 and encodes 380 amino acids. Gene Ontology annotation, cellular component: kinetochore; spindle pole centrosome; mitotic spindle. Lineage: Eukaryota; Metazoa; Chordata; Actinopteri; Spariformes; Sparidae. The transcript is spliced from 12 exons.
CGUACAGCUGGCCGGAAGAAGAAGGAGACGACGACGACGAAGACGAAGAAGAAGAAGAGUAAGAGGCAACCCGGAAGUAAAUAAACUUCACAUGUUGUGCGUGUAAAAAUGUCCUCUGGAGCUUCAGUGAAGAGACCUAAUUCCAUGUCCACUCAGGUUGGGGAGAGAGUGGACUGGAAGAAGAGGAAAGCAGAAAUAAAUGAGGCUAAGAAGCAAAGGAAAGAGGCCAAGCUGAUCAAAGAGUUGGAUAAGCAGAAAGAAGAAGAGGCUUCAGAGAGGGAACAACUUGAACAAAGCCUAAGCAAAAAAGGUCGGGCUUACACAGUGAGCGUGGCCCUGCCGGGUUCUGUCCUGGAGAACGCUCAGUCCCCUGAACUUCGCACAUACCUGGCCGGACAGAUCGCCCGAGCCUGUGUCGUAUUCUGCGUCGAUGAGAUCGUCGUGUUUGAUGAACAAGGGGAAGAUGUCAAGAGCGUUGAAGGAGAAUUUAAAGGUGUCGGGAAGCGAGGACAUGCUUGCAUUCAGCUCGCCAGAAUACUUCAGUACCUGGAAUGUCCACAGUAUCUGCGCAAGUGUUUUUUCCCAAAGCAUCCAGAUUUACAGUAUGCAGGCUUGCUUAACCCCUUAGACAGUCCUCACCACAUGAGGAUAGACGAUGAAUCAGAUUAUCGGGAAGGAGUUGUGCUCGACAGGACGACAAAACCAGGAAGAGGCUCGCUAGUCAACUGUGGAAUGAGAAAGGAAGUUCGGAUUGAUAAACAGCUGAAAUCUGGGCUACGAGUCACAGUUCAGCUCAGUAAGACUCAGAAAAAUGAGAGCAAAGUCUAUAAAGGUACAGUAGUGGCUCCUCAUGUGCCCCGGACUGAAGGAGGUCUCUACUGGGGUUACAGUGUCCGCCUGGCGUCCUGCCUCAGUGCAGUUUUCACAGAGAGUCCAUACGAAAACGGAUACGAUGUGACCAUAGGCACAUCAGAAAAAGGCAGCAAUAUAGAUCAGACGACUUUGUCACCAUUCAAGCAUCUUCUGGUAGUUUUUGGAGGUCUUCAGGGACUGGAGGCCAGUGUGGACACUGACCAAAACCUGGAUGUGACUGACCCCAGUGUGUUAUUUGAUUUUUAUCUGAACACAUGUCCCAGUCAGGGCAGCAGGACCAUUCGCACAGAGGAGGCCAUCUUAGUCUCCAUGGCGGGGCUGAGACAGAAGAUCACAGCUGCCUUUUCAGAUGCAUCCAAUGGUUUGUUGAAGAGUUAGCGAUGAAGAAAAGUAAACAAAGACGGUAGUAGAUGCUGGUAGAUGUUAUCAUCUAUUCAGUUUCUACAAUUGGACCUUUUUAAGCACUGCAUACUGUUAAAACAUCACAUCACAUGCAUCAGUGCAGUCAGUGCUCUAUACCUAUCAUCAAAUUCCUCUUUCUUUUCAUCGUGAUUGUGUAAGUCUUGUUCCUGAAUGAGUCAAGAAAUGUACAUAUUUAAAUACAUGUUAUGUUCACAGA